Meira miltonrushii is the source of this 1509-nucleotide messenger RNA. RefSeq lists its product as uncharacterized. NCBI's taxonomy places the organism in Eukaryota, Fungi, Basidiomycota, Exobasidiomycetes, Exobasidiales, Brachybasidiaceae. The record is from RefSeq and is a predicted model, not a curated record. The transcript is spliced from 6 exons. The coding region runs from base 94 to 1383 and encodes 429 amino acids.
CAAAGAUCGAAAAGAGAAAGUGUAGGGAGGGGUAUACAAACAUCAAGCAAGGUCAGUGGAGAAAGGCAGAGUAAACUCAGUUCCACCAUCACAAUGACAGCAUUACAGACUUUUCAGAAAACUCUCACCGAUAUUGUUUCGAGCGAUAAGUUGUCUUCGUCUCGCGUGGAGCGUAUACGGAAUGAGGCAUCAGAAAACUUUGACCAUGCGGAUGAUAUGGCCAGCGUAAUCGUAAAGGUACACGACUCAGCAAAGGCGAAAACCAAAAUUUCAUCUCUGUAUCUAUUUGAUGCAAUGGCAAGAUGUGCACAAGAAGUCAUACGGCGGAAAGCAUCAGGAUUCAAAUACAAGGAUGCUAGACCACCAAAAGGUAGCUCUUCUGCUGCUGGGACAAAGGAAGCUAUGGUAGAUGCUGCAAAUGCAUUCCUCGGUGCAUGUGCGAAGAUUGUAGAAGAAAUCGUUCUUUCUACCGCUCAAAGCGUUCGACCGGACCAAAGAGAAAAGGUCGCCAAAGUUGUCGAUAUAUGGAUCAAGGCAAACACGUUCGACACGGGCAUGCUCGAAAGAAUACGGUCCAAAGCACUUCGAGGUGAGGGGGCAAGUCAUGCCUCUUUCCGAUCACAGGAAGAUGAAAAAGGCAAUUCGAUGGGAAGUCCAUACGGAAUGUUGAUGAAUGAAGAUGAAAAUACCAACAACAGCAGGACAACCAAAUCACCACCCGCGCCAGCUGGAAUACCAGCCAACUUGCUGGCAAUGCUGGGCAAUUCAGGAGCAAAAGCGGUCACGACGGAAGCUGCAAAAGGUGCAUCAGCCGAUCAAGGACAACAAGCCAAUACCGGUGCUCCGGCUGCAGGGACCAGUCUUGAUCCCAAUCAACUUGCUAUGCUUCGUCGAGUUGCUGCCCAACAGGAACAGGAGCAGCAACAACAACAGCAACGAAAAAGCUCAUGGCAAAGACCAGGUUCGGAGGACCGCAGAGUCCGUCAAGGUAGUAGAGAGACAUCUCUACCACCUCGAUCGGAACCCGCAAAACAGUAUCAGCAAAAUAAACAAAGUUUCCGAGGAGAGACGAUCAAUGAGAAUGAAUCAACAUCGAACACAAAUGCAAACUUUUGGGUUGAUAAAAGUGUAGGAGAUUUGUCCAACUUUGAUCUUUCUUCUUUUGAUCCGACAAAAUCGGAAAAUUGGUUAAAAGUUGCACAGCAAUGGUAUAACACAUAUGAAUAUUGUCCAAGUAAUCAAGAGCUUUUGGUUGGGAUUAUGUCUGUUAUGCAAUCACAAAUGUAUAUGCAAUCGCAAAUGAUGGGAGGUGGCAAUGAUGGAUUUGAAGCAAAUGAUGGAAUGCAAGCUGAAAUGCAGCAUACAUCUGCAGGAUGGAAUUAGCAAAAGGGAAUUCGCUCAUAGUGACGUCGAUGAUCUGGUUCGUUUUAUGUACUCUCUUACAAGCAAAAAAAUACUAAUUUGUACAUUAUCUGGUUUCAUGCACAAAAAAACAGUGAUCAAUCUUGC